Topomyia yanbarensis is the source of this 3273-nucleotide messenger RNA. It is a transcript of the gene Rh50, whose product is annotated as ammonium transporter Rh type A. Gene Ontology annotation, molecular function: ammonium channel activity. The coding region runs from base 232 to 1635 and encodes 467 amino acids. Gene Ontology annotation, biological process: ammonium homeostasis; ammonium transmembrane transport. The record is from RefSeq and is a predicted model, not a curated record. NCBI's taxonomy places the organism in Eukaryota, Metazoa, Arthropoda, Insecta, Diptera, Culicidae. The transcript is spliced from 5 exons. Gene Ontology annotation, cellular component: plasma membrane.
UCUUAAUGCGACCGCGAAUCAACCAUUACCGAUGUAGAUUUUUGGGGGAGAACAAACCUGCAACCCGCUUCGUAGUGGGAUCAGUUCGUUCCGAACGGUCAACGGAUUAUCACGCGAAAUUGGACCGGAGACAUCAUCCCGCGCGUCAGAGGGUGUGUCAGUACGUCGCUCAUUGGUCAGUUUGUCCAGUUCAGUUGAAAUAAGCGGUAAUCUGUAGUUCAUUCACCCAAAAUGCACACCCCAGGCUCCUCCGUGUCGGGGUACGUUCUACUGCUGGUAGUGCAAUUGGUGUUCAUAAUAGUGUACGGAUUUUUCACCGAAUACUCGGAAAGGAUAUUGCCAAAGAAUGAAACAGGACCCGCUGGAGAUGGGACUAUGGAGGAGAAAAUUCUGCCGAAAUACCCACAUUUCCAAGACAUUCACGUGAUGAUCUUCAUUGGUUUCGCGUUCCUGAUGACCUUCCUCAAGCGCUACGGCUUCAGCGCUUCCGGGUUGAAUCUCCUGGUAGGAGCACUAGUAAUCCAGUGGGCCAUUAUAAUGCGUGGAUGCUACGAAAUGGAAGACGGCAAAAUUCCUCUUUCCUUGGAUAACAUGAUCGGGGCGGACAUUGCUGCAGCAGCCGUCCUGAUCAGUAUGGGAGCACUGUUGGGCCGAACUACACCGAUGCAGCUGGUGAUUAUGGCUAUAAUUGAGAUUGCCGUCUUCGCUGCUAAUGAGUUCCUGCAAUUGGAACUGAUGAAAAUUACCGACGUUGGAGGUUCGAUUACGGUUCAUGCUUUCGGGGCGUACUUCGGACUGGCGGUAAGCUUCAUAAUGAGACCCAAAAAGGCAGAUGCUAAAGCCGGCCCGAUGGAAUGCUCUUCGUACAGUUCGGACAUAACGGCCAUGAUUGGAACGAUCUUCUUGUGGAUCUUUUGGCCUAGCUUCAAUUCGGCUCUUGUCGAUGGAGCAGAGCAAGAACGAGCCAUCAUUAACACCUAUCUUUCGCUGGCCGCAUGUACGGUUACUGCCUAUGUGAUAUCUGCAUUGGUAUCACAUGAGACAAAGUUCGACAUGGUUCAUGUGCAGAAUUCCACACUGGCUGGUGGAGUAGCUGUAGGAUCGAUAUGUAACCUGAUGAUUCAUCCAUUCGGAGCGCUGUUAAUAGGAGUAAUUGCUGGUGUUAUUUCUGUUUUAGGAUACCGAUUUGUGACUCCAGCAAUGUUCUCAAAUCUACGUAUAGCUGAUACCUGUGGAGUGAACAACUUGCACGGAAUGCCAGCGCUUCUCUCGGCAGUAUUCUCCGCAAUCUAUGCUUCACUGGCAACUUCCGAAACAUACGGUAGCUCUCUAACCAGCAUCUUUCCAGCUAUGGAAGCAGUACAUCCGGUAAUGAAUUCAACUAUUGGAGAUGAAUCUGCGAAAGAAAUACAUGAGUACAUUAUUGGGGGUUUUGGUCGAACUGCUUCCAAGCAAGGUGCUUAUCAAUUGCUAGGUAUUUUACUGACGGUUCUGAUCGCCAUGGUUGGAGGAUUAUUUACAGGCUUAGUACUGAAGUCACCGGCAGUACGUCAAUUAGAAUCUGACGAGCUUCACAAGGAUGACGUCUACUGGGAAACACCCGCUGAAUCCGUAACGGCAACGUGUUCCGGGUAAUUCGGAUCUUACUCGGUCUGUACGGAAUGUGCAAAUCACUGUAUCAGAAUUUGCGAAAUAUACAAAUUACAAUAAGAGAAUUCAUGUCAUAGAAUAGAGAAACUGUUUUUUAUAAUAAAAAAAAAAAAUUGUAACUUAUGUUUUGUUCGCUUCAGUUACCGAAUUAUUUAUGCUAUAGUAUUUCCAAUAAAAAUGCAAAUAAACUCUUUGUCGGAUCGAUUCAAAUCUUACUGGAGUAAUAUAUUAUUAGGGCGUGAAAACCAACUGUCGCAAUAUAGCAUUUUGUACAAAACGUUACUUACUAGGAACAGAUGUCAACAAAAAUUAAGGUAACUCGUUCGUCUACUAAUUUGUGGAGAAUAUAUAAUUAGGUAACUGAAAAUAAAAGAAGAAGCGAGAAGACUUGUUUAUAUGUAUUCAAAUAGUACAGGUCUCUUAGUUUCCGAUUGAACAUUAAAUAAUGCCACAUCAAAUUGCAUCACGGAAAAAAACGCUGCAGAAAAUUAUCUAGUGAACCGAUGCUUUCUAACUUUCAGACAAUAAAAUGUAACCCAUUAGCAAGCUUUCGACAUAUUUAUUUCAUUCAAUUUCAAUACCAUAACCGUAUGACCGCAUCUUACUCUUAAUUCCACUCAUUACGUUCUGUAUAACAUCAGGCUUCAGCUUUUUCUGUACGGAAAUCCACUUUUUCUACAUGUCUUCCUCAGAUUUGACCUCCUUGGGAUGCUUCCGUAGUGCCCGCUUCACAUUCCCCAGUAUGAUUCGAUGAGUCUUAGUUCUGGUGCGUUGGGUGGGUCCAUUUACAAAAGUGACCCCGUCGGCGUCGUAUCACUCCAGGACAACAUUUGAAUAGUGGCACGACACUAGAUCCGACUAGAAGAUCGUAGGGCCCUCGUGUAGCUUCAACAGAGCAAGCAGACGCUUCUUUACACUCCUUGAGGUAGAUCUCCCCAUUUACAGUCCCGAUAGUCACAAACGGCGCCAUCUGUUUGCCAUAGGAGCAGAUCGCUUGCCAAAUCAUGUAUUUAUAGGCAAACUUUGAACGCUUCUGCUUCCUUACUUCCUCCGGAACAUCAAGCUUGUGCUGGGUGGUGAAGAGCAGUUGCUUCGGUCUUGACGUAAUUGUCAUGAUGAGACAUUGCGAUUUCGUCAGCAUCUGGAUCAGAUUCAACUUUUUGGCCGUUUCUCUGACCGAAGUAUUGGGAUUCCGCUUAAACGCUUUCACUACACGUGUGUGAUCCUGAUCAGUAAUAGAACACCCAUUCUGUCCAAAUUUCUCCUUCCGUUCGAUGCUUAGAGUUUGGUGGUAAGGUUUAAUCUUACGACUCACUGUUGACUGUACGAUGCCGAAUUGUCAUCGGAUGUGCCGAUGAGAGAGUUGAGGAUUUUUCAGGUGUUUGCGCAAAAUCAAUUCGCGACCUUGCUUUUCGAGUGAUGCCAUUUUUUCCAAUUUUCGAAAAACUGGCAGCGAAAAAAAUACAGUGUAAACAAGACACUCUAAACUACUUCUACCCAAAUUUUCAAGAGAAAAUACCCAAUGUGUUAUUUUCUACAGCAAUUUUUCCGUUAUGCAAUUUGAUAUGGGACAACAGCAAAGUCGACAAUAAAGAACUCCGUUGAAAAUGAAAAUAAAGCAAU